Opisthorchis viverrini is the source of this 650-nucleotide messenger RNA. RefSeq lists its product as hypothetical. The transcript has 3 exons. Gene Ontology annotation, cellular component: nuclear inner membrane; endoplasmic reticulum membrane. Gene Ontology annotation, molecular function: oxidoreductase activity, acting on the CH-CH group of donors, NAD or NADP as acceptor. Lineage: Eukaryota; Metazoa; Platyhelminthes; Trematoda; Opisthorchiida; Opisthorchiidae. The record is from RefSeq and is a predicted model, not a curated record. Gene Ontology annotation, biological process: sterol biosynthetic process. Bases 1 to 411 code for a protein of 136 amino acids.
AUGAACCUUGCGAGCGAUAUGAAUACCCAAGUCGGUCGUCUGAGCUCAUUGGAAUCGCAUUUGGGCGGUCGAUUCGGAGUCAGUGCUCGUCACAGGGACAACGGAGAUCAACUCCUCCAGUUGUGUGAUACUCCAAAAAUUUCCGGUCCACAUGCACAACGUCUUCUUGCAGGUGGCUGGUGGGGCUUUGUUAGGCAUCCGAACUACCUCGGCAAUCUUUUGAUGGUAUACGCGGCUGCAAUGCUCUCAGGUUUUGCCUCCCCGAUACCGUGGACCUACCCACUACUCUUGACGGCUGCUCUGCUUCAUCGUAUCUGGCGUACGGAGUACCUGAACGCUGAAAAGUACGGAUCCAGCUGGACGGUCUACACCAAACUGGUUCCCAACAAACUCAUCCCAAGAAUCUAUUGAUAUUAGUAUUAAUACGAAUAAUGCUCAGUGUUGAUUUUUUAUCCACCACCCGCUCUGAUUGUCCGUUUCCCAAAUAUCGUUCACACUCCUUGCUGUACGUAAACGUAAACACUAGUACCCUGAUAUCUUUCAAAUCCCUCCAUAACUGUCUACAUAUAUUGCUAGUCAUCCAAAAAAACAAACCCAGGGAUUUUUUAAGAUACCGUUAUUUUUAUGUCUAUUGUGCAUAUCUAUGUCCC